Molecule: messenger RNA, 1665 nt
Organism: Ambispora leptoticha
Lineage: Eukaryota; Fungi; Glomeromycota; Glomeromycetes; Archaeosporales; Ambisporaceae
Source: the annotation of a GenBank genome assembly
AUGGCCUUCCAAAGCUUGGUGAAUGGAGCGGAAUGUGCUACUGGGUCAAACCCUUUGGCUCAAUUCAUGAAAGGUGUAAAUGAAGAUCCCUCUUUGCGCAAAGAAGCCUUUUUGCCAGGCCCAACACCAGGAGGCUCGAGUGCGUUCCGUACGCAAAGACCUACCCAAGCAACUUCUGAUCAGUUUGCCGAAGAGUUUCUCAAUCAACAAGAUUUUGGUCCUCAACCUUUAGUUGGGCCAGCUCAACCUGGUCCUUUAAUAUUGAAAGAACAUGGACCAGGGCUUGGCGCAGGAGGUUGGGCGGCUGAAUUCUCGAAUCAAACUAAUCACGCGCGACAAUGGGAACUUGGUAAAGCUGAGGAAGCAGAAAUGGAAGAGGCCUUUAAAAGGAUGAAUAUGCAAUCAACUUGGCAGGCAGAAUUUCUCGAAAGACCGCAAUUGCCAAACGAUCAGAUCGCCGAGGUUCCGCCCGAAUUCGAAGCAGCAUUUCAAAAAAAUUUCGACUGGGCUAACGAAUUCGCACUAAAACAAGACAAAGGAAAAGCCAAAAUAGUCGAAUUAGACGAUGCAUCAUGGGAAGCAGAAUUCGCAGCAGCCGAAGAAGCACGCCAAAAUCAAGAAAUUGAUGAGGUGCUUUCCACCGAAGAGAACAAGCUAUUCGAAAACGUAUGGAAUAAUGUGCGAGAACUCAACGACAGCGGAACUUGGGAAAGAGACUCUACUGUGUAUGAUGAAAAUAACUUUGCAAGUGGUCGACUUGGUGAUUAUUCGUUUGAGAAGGAUAAUCCGUAUAUGAAUUCAGAUUCUCCUUUAGAACAAGGGAUUAAGAUCGUGGAAGAAGGUGGAUCGCUGUCGGAAGCUGCCUUAGCUUUUGAAGCUGCUGUGCAAAAAGAGCCUGAGAACACAAGAGCAUGGACUUUGUUAGGAAACACACAAGCUCAAAAUGAAAAAGAGGAACCAGCCAUUAGAGCAUUGGAAAAGGCUAUUGAGCUUGAUGGAAAAAAUUUGGAAGCUUUGAUGAGUCUUGCAGUAAGUUAUACGAAUGAAAGUUAUGAUCAACAAUCGUACCGUACUCUAGAGCGUUGGAUGACGGUCAAAUAUCCAGAAUUAACCUUAUCAUCGGCUCCUAUGGAUGCUGUGCGUGACACACAUUCGCGUGUCACAGAACUAUUCCUUCGAGCUGCACGAAAUGCUCCUGGUGGUCAACAAAUGGAUCCAGACGUGCAAGUUGGCUUGGGAGUUCUCUUUUAUGGAAGUGGUGAUUAUAGCAAGGCCAUCGAUUGUUUCACAGCGGCUUUGAAUAGUCGGCCCAAGGAUUAUCUUUUAUGGAACCGGUUGGGUGCCACUUUGGCAAAUUCAGGUAAACCUGAAGAAGCCAUCGAAGCGUAUCACAAAGCACUGGAUAUAAAACCUACAUUUGUUCGCGCUCGUUACAACCUUGGUGUCAGUUGUAUCAACAUUGGAUGUUAUAGCGAGGCAGCUGAACAUCUGUUGGGCGCGUUGAGUAUGCACCACACCGGACAUGAUAAGGAGGUUAACGCAAGCAAUAGCCUAAGAGACACUUUGAAAAGGACGUUUUUAAUGAUGGAACGACAUGAUUUGGCUAAUAAAAUUCACAAAGACUUUAUCGAUGUGAACCAAUUCCGUGGGGAAUUUGAUUUCUAA